Messenger RNA from Rhagoletis zephyria (snowberry fruit fly), 1200 nucleotides. RefSeq lists its product as uncharacterized. Lineage: Eukaryota; Metazoa; Arthropoda; Insecta; Diptera; Tephritidae. The record is from RefSeq and is a predicted model, not a curated record.
UUUCGCUUAAAUCUUCCGAAGUGUGUGCCAUUCGUGCUGCUUGUAAUUACAUUUGCGUUCUGCUUGCACAGUCAAGCGUACGCUGCAAAAAUAACAACAAAAACAACAAACACAACUACAAGCAUAACAAAUUCGAGUAAUGUGGAGCUGAACAGUGCAACUGAAGAGAGUAAAGUGGUGGCAGCAAAAGUGGCUGUAAUGCCACCAGCGCUAACAGCUGAUGCAACUGCUGAGGUAAAGGCGGCAAAAGAAGAUGACACAGAACUAGAUAUCGAUUCCAAUGCUAGCAAAGAUGAAAAUACAACCGAUCCAGAAGAUGUGGAGGAUGCCGACGAUGACGAAGAUGACGAUGACGCUGAUGAGAAUGAUGAGGCAGAUAAGCAGGCUGGAAAGCCAUCAAAAAGUGAAACAGCUUUGGAGGCAGCCGAAAAAGAUGAUGACACAGCUUCAACGUUUAGCGUUUGGGGUAUAGUACGAACAGUAUGGAGUUGGAUAAAAGACGAUAUAAGUGAAAGCUUAUUUGGCGAUGAUGACGCUGAUACAACUGGUGCAACGAAGGCGCUGGUGCGGCAGAUACGUGACGUACCCGAAGCGGGAAAGACGGCAGUAGAGAGUCGCACUUUCGGAAAAAUUCGCCGCCUACAAAUGGCUCUGAUUCCCCUCAUUUUCAAAUUUGGCAUCCUCACCGCUAUGGUCGCUUUCCUCAUAAUGCUCGGCAUGAAAACGCUAUUCCUGGUCAAGUUGCUUGUCCUAAUGAAUGCUGCUGCCAUAUUGGCGAAAUUUAUUACGCUGAAAUCUGACUUCGGUGGCCAUGGACACUCUGGGCCCUCAUGGAAUUAUCAAAGUUGGACGCCACCAGUAACUGGUGGUUGGGCCGCCUCAGCGCCAGCUGCCUCUUAUUCGCAUGGACACGAACAUCAGCCAACGAAAGAAAUACAUCUACACAUACAUGGCGGUCAAGUGCAUGGCUAUGAUGGAGCCAGCAGCAGCCAAGGAGUUGUGAGUGGUGGACACGGCUGGACCAGUAGAAGUGAUCCCUAUAAUACGUAUGCGUCUACACAAGACUCUGAAUCGGAAAAUGAACUUAGCAAUAAGGGUCCAAUUGCCAUGUUACCAACUAGAUAUCCAGCAAUUAAUCCUUACUAGUUGAUUGGAGUGGAACGCGACCAUAUACAUACAUAUAAGACAAUAGUCAAUGAG